AUGUCUGGUCAAAACGACUCUGCCGCCUGGCCCAAGGCCGAGGACCCUGCUCUCGUCCAGGAGCUUCUCGACUGCGUCCAGCAGGCCAGCCACUACAGGCAGCUCAAGAAGGGCGCCAACGAGGCCACCAAGUCCAUCAACCGCGGCACCAGCGAGCUUGUCAUCCUUGCCGCCGACACUGCUCCCCUCAGCAUUGUCCUCCACAUUCCCUUGAUCUCUGAGGAGAAGAACGUGCCCUACGUUUACGUGCCCAGCAAGAUUGCUCUGGGUCGUGCCUGCGGUGUCUCCCGCGCCGUGAUCGCCGUCUCCCUCACCUCCAACGAGGCUUCCGACCUCAACUCCAAGAUCCGCGCCCUCCGCGACAAGGUCGAGAGACUUGCUAUGUAA
Podospora anserina S mat+ is the source of this 387-nucleotide messenger RNA. RefSeq lists its product as uncharacterized. Lineage: Eukaryota; Fungi; Ascomycota; Sordariomycetes; Sordariales; Podosporaceae. The transcript is spliced from 2 exons. The record is from RefSeq and is a predicted model, not a curated record. Gene Ontology annotation, cellular component: small-subunit processome; box C/D methylation guide snoRNP complex; nucleolus. Gene Ontology annotation, biological process: mRNA splicing, via spliceosome; ribosome biogenesis; maturation of SSU-rRNA. Gene Ontology annotation, molecular function: RNA binding. The coding region runs from base 1 to 387 and encodes 128 amino acids.